GCUGUCUCUGGAGAACACUGAGAUCUGGUAGUAUAUAAAGUGGUCAUUGACCCGACAUUUGAAGCAUCAUCCAGACAGACAGAUCCUCUUAGGCCUCUACAUUAGUACUGCAGCCCAAACCCUCCCCACCUCAAACCAAAACCACCAACUCCAAACAAUCACAAUGCAGCUCAUCUCCCUCGCCUCCAUGGGCCUCGUCCUCUUCGCUGCCGUCGGCGCAGUCGCCAGCCCCAUGGACAACAAUGCCCUCGACGUCAAUGAUAAUCUGGAGGUGCGCGACGAAGCAGCCACACUGAUCAAAUACCACGGACAUUGCUCCAAGAAGAACAACUCCUGCAAAUUUAAGGGCCAGCACGGCAAGACGUCCUUCUGCCACUGCAAGUUUAAGAAGUGCAGCAGGGAUGGCAACAAGUGCCACUUUGAUAGCUAUAGUCGGGAUUGCAAGUGUAUCUAGGUGGUUGGUGCUUGGCUCUCCUUCGGGGGCGCUCUAUAUAGUUGGCUCUGCUUGGCUGCAAUAGUGCAAGUGUGGCAUUCAACAUGUCUGCUUGUGGAUAGUCUUUAGUUACCGUCAGUGAAUACACAAGCUUGUUGUCUACCUAGUUAUCAUGGUUAAUCUCGUAUUUGUUUUUGUCUUGUUGCUUCAUAUGAGGGGUAAUGGGAGUGGCAUUGUAAAUGUGGAACUUGUGGAGAUGGACAUGGAACCGGUCAGAUACUUGGUUGUUUC
Aspergillus candidus is the source of this 724-nucleotide messenger RNA. RefSeq lists its product as uncharacterized. The transcript is spliced from 3 exons. The coding region runs from base 164 to 454 and encodes 96 amino acids. The record is from RefSeq and is a predicted model, not a curated record. Lineage: Eukaryota; Fungi; Ascomycota; Eurotiomycetes; Eurotiales; Aspergillaceae. Gene Ontology annotation, biological process: defense response to fungus.